This is a messenger RNA of Passer montanus (Eurasian tree sparrow), 636 nucleotides long. Its product is annotated as collagen alpha-1(II) chain-like. The transcript has 2 exons. The coding region runs from base 67 to 636 and encodes 189 amino acids. The record is from RefSeq and is a predicted model, not a curated record. NCBI's taxonomy places the organism in Eukaryota, Metazoa, Chordata, Aves, Passeriformes, Passeridae.
GUGACAAAAGGGAGGAGCCAAUCGUGGGCGUGGCCACAUCCGCGAAAGCCAAUAGGCGGCGUCCUAAUGGUGAACCAGCCAACGAGAGCGUCCAACAGGGGGCGCCCUCCCCCUGACCCCGCCCCUUUCUCAGACGGCCCCGAGAUGGAGGCGGAGCCAGACGAGGGGGCGGGGCCGGGGGAGGUGCUGGUGCCCGAGGGGGCGGAGUCAGCGACGCUGCGGUGCCGGGCGCGGGGCGUGCCGGGGGUGGAGCUGAGCUGGGAGAGGAACGGGAGGAGCCUGAGCCCGGGGGAGCCGGGACCGGCCGGACCCGCCGCGGGCGCUGCGCCUCUCGGGCCGCUCGGGCUCCUGGCUGGGCCUGGCCUGGGAGCCGGGCUGGGACGGGGGCCUGCCCCAGCACUUCCUGCUCCGGUAGGGGGCGCCCCGCCCCGCUCCCGCCCCCACUUCCGGUCCCGUGAAGCGGCCCCCGGGGCCCUCCCGGUGGCUAAACCCCAACUUCCGGUUGUGUUGCGUCACUUCCGGUCCGCCCACGCGAGCUUCCGGCCCCAAAAUUCUGUUACUUUCUCUCCCCACCCCAACUUCCGGUUCUGUUGUGUCACUUCCGCCCCGCCCACACGCGAUUUCCGGCUCCGUUAA